GUCCUGGGACAGCCGCCGGGCCUCGCCGCCGAGCCUGAGCCUGGCCUCCACCGUGGGCAGCGGCUUCGGCCUCGGCGGUGCCAGCGCCCUGCCGCCGGCGCCCAGCUCGGCCCGCUCGUCGAGACCGCCGCCGUCGAGGGCGCUCGGCCCCGCGCAGGGCAGGGGCAAGGGCAGCGCCUACCCGCUGUCCGCGCGCGGGCCCCGCACCGCGGGGUCGCAGCUGGCCGAAGCCGGGCUGGGGCUGCUGUCGCAGGGGCCCCGGGGCGGCUCGUUGAGGCUCGGGUCCCUCGGCUCCGAGGCCUUCACGCUGGACCAGCAGGAAGCUGGACGCUUCGCCUGGGCGGCAGCCGGGUGCCCGCGCGCCGCUCCCCGGCGGAAGCGCGAGGGGCCGCGGGGCGGAGCGAGCCCGAGGAGGAGACGCGAAGCAGGUGGACCAGACGCCCGCGCACCUGGUGAACAUCCGCAAGCUGUACGAGGCUCCGGGCAGGCGGUCCGCUGA
This is a messenger RNA of Prorocentrum cordatum, 499 nucleotides long. The record is from the annotation of a GenBank genome assembly. NCBI's taxonomy places the organism in Eukaryota, Dinophyceae, Prorocentrales, Prorocentraceae.